Messenger RNA from Durusdinium trenchii, 6368 nucleotides. The record is from the annotation of a GenBank genome assembly. Lineage: Eukaryota; Dinophyceae; Suessiales; Symbiodiniaceae.
AUGAAAGGAGAGCGUAUGUUGAUGAGCAGUCGUGUUAGAGGUGGUGGUGCAUUCUGCGGAGCAAUUCAACGUCGGCCCGAGCGCCGAUCACUGUGGCAAACUCCAGAUUCACGAAUGAAACGGGCACCACUUUUGAUCGCCUCUGUAGAUGAGAUUCAGAAGAUGAUCUCCGAUGUGGAUGAUGAUGGCUCAGGGACCAUCGGAUAUGAGGAGUUCUUGAAGAUGAUGACCCACAAGAUCCUGAACCGCGACCCAAAGGACGAGAUUUUGAAGGCCUUCCGCCUCUUCGACGACGAUGAAACGGGUAAGAUCUCCUUCAAGAAUCUGAAGCGCGUGGCCAAGGAGCUGGGCGAGCGCAUGACCGACGAGGAGCGCCACACGCGGGGUGACGUGACAAGAGGCCGACGAAGCGUCGCGUCGGGUUUGCCCGCGCGGCACGGCCCGGACUCUUUGUUUGGCACUGAAGAAGGGGGGGCGCAGCGACUGGUGCGAGCGGCGACCUUGCUGGAGCAUGGCGCCUCCAUGAACCUACCCAGCACACGCGGACGGACGCCACUCAUGGUAGCGGUGGAGGCCCAGCAGCCGGAGCUGGUGAAGCUGCUGGUGCUCAGUGGCGCUGACCUCGAGAAGUCCUUGCCGGGUCAUUGGACGCCUUUGCAUCUGGCUUGCCUCAUUCCUGAGAGCAAACACGUCAUCCAGCUGCUGCUGCAGCACCAUGCGCAGCUUUCCAGCACCGAGGAGGGAUGGACGCCCCUUCACUUGGCCGUGCAGAGUGGGGAUGAGUCCAACGUGGCGGCGGUGCUGGCGGCGAAGUCGGGCAUGGAGCCAUCCUCCAAGGUGCUCAGCCCCUUGCACGUGGCCGCCGAGGCGGGGGACAACCGAGUAGUCCAGCUACUCCUGCGGAGCGGUGCCCCCCCGGAGGCAGUGACCAGCCACGAGAUCACGGCACUCCACCUGGCGGCCGGUGCUGGAGGAUCUCCGGAGCCUCCCCGCGCUGCUGCUGUGGCGCAGGUCUUACUGAGCCACGGAGCCGCCGUAGAUCCAGUCAUGGAGGGUGGCGCCACGCCGCUGAUGGUGGCCUCACGCUUGGGCCGGACGGCCGUGGUCCAGUGCUUGCUUCGGCACGGGGCGGACGCGCAGAAGAAGCUGCCGAGUCCAAACCCCAGUUCGGGCGGGCUGCCCUUAGCUCUUUCGCGCUCCCUUCGCGCCCGCCCUGUUGCUCGCCCUCCUGCUCGCCUCCGCCCCGCAGCCAUGGCGUUCUCAGCUUUCCGCAGCCUCGCCCCACGCAGCCUCAGCGCUGGCGUGCGCGGCCUUCCCCUGCCCCGGAGUUUCGCGGCCAUGGCGAAGCCUCAGGCCUUUGCGAUCUACCGCUAUGACCCGGACGUUCAGGCCAAGCCGUUCCUGCAGGAGUACACCAUCGACCUGAAAGCCUGUGGCCCCAUGAUCUUGGAUGCCCUCAUCAAGAUCAAGGAUGAGGUGGACACCACCCUGACCUUCCGCCGCUCCUGUCGCGAGGGCAUCUGCGGCUCCUGCGCGAUGAACAUCAACGGAAAGAACGGGUUGGCCUGCUUGUUGUACAUCGAGGAGAGCAGCAAGCCGAUUGAGAUUCAGCCCUUGCCUCACACCUAUGUGGUGAAGGAUUUGGUGCCGGACCUCACCAACUUCUACAACCAGUACAAGUCCAUCGAACCCUGGCUCAAGCGCAAGGAUGUGAAGGGCAAGAACGACAAGGAGUACUUUCAGAGCCGCGAGGAUCGAGCCAAGCUGGAUGGCAUGUACGAGUGCAUUUUGUGCGCUUGCUGUAUGACCUCCUGCCCUUCCUACUGGUGGAACCCCGAGUACUACCUGGGCCCAGCUGUGCUGAUGCAGGCCUACCGCUGGAUCGCAGACUCCCGGGAUCAGUACACUGAGGAGCGUUUGGCCUGGGUGAACGAUACCAUGAAGCUCUACCGCUGCCACGGCAUCAUGAACUGCACCAACUGCUGCCCCAAGGGUUCCUUGGUCAUGGCACAGGGUGAGCAACAAGAGCCGUCCUCUUCCUUUCCUCAGUCCAUGCGACCCAAGACCAAGACUGGUGAGACCGCGAACGUCCAGGAGCAGGUUGCAGAGACCUACACCGAUGGUUGGAAGAACAUGAUGACCCAGGAGAUUGUGAAGAACAAGGGCCGUGAGUCCGGCAUGAUGCCACUGGGGAAUGGGCACACCGAGGUGGUGCGUUUGCUGGUGAAGCCUGAGCAUGCGCAGGCGGGGAGCGAACGCCUCCUCCCCAUUGGCCGGGAGCUGAGCUCGGCGGAGCGGAAUUUUCAGCCGAACAUCCACCCCCGAAGCCAAGUCAUCGAGCAUUUGGCACCAGAGCCCUGCAUCCCGACGCUGGACGCUGGCAUGAAGCCACUCUCGGAGCUCGGAUCCGGCAGAUGCACCGCAGAGCCCGCUGGCCUCUUCGCUGAGGCCUUGGUGGGCGCUGGGUCUGCACGCUCUUCCACACGCGACAUCAUCGCGUGGCCGGGCGCCUGUGUCCUGAGCGUCUCCUUUGCCGUGACCCUGAUCUUCGUGGUGGUGUUGUGGACCGUGAUGCUGGAGGCGCAUCAAGCCAGCAAAGCCCUGGCACCGCGCGGCGCCAUGGCCGGUGGACCUGGCUUGGCCAACUACCGGUCGGGCGCGGGAACUGGCUCCCAGGCCGAAGAUCAAGGCCUUGGACGGCCCACACGGAUCCCCGGGGAGGUGCAGCGCACCCUGACGCCCCCCAGCUUUGGGGUGCGCAAGGCAUCGCGGCCCAUGGUGCCACACAUUUGCCCGUCGCUCAGUUUGUUGCAGGGUGCCUGUCAGUUCCGCAUCCCUGUACAGUCGCUGGAGCUGCUGCAAGCGGGCUACUUCCCUACACAGAUCUUGAGCCCCACUGGAAAUCCGCUGCUGCACGCUUGGCUGCCACUCUGUCAGAAAACACCCCAGACAGGGCCACCUGCACAGGCGCAGCUGGGGCAUUUACUUCAGCUGACCACCACCGCGGCCUUGUCCCGGCACCCGCAUGCCAGCAUUGGCCUCUUGACGGUGGGCGCCAAGGAGCAGAAGGCCGAGAUCUUUGGACCCAAGAAUCUCAAGUAUGGCUCCCUGGUGCGGUCGAACGACAAGUGGUUGGUCUACCAUCACCAUGAGGGGUCGGAACAGCUUGCCCUCACCUUGCAUCACAUGCCUGCUGCGUUGGGCUUCUGUGCCCGUGCAGCGGAGGGACAUGAGGUGGCGAGUGCCACGCGCAUCGCUGGGGGUUCCGGUGAAGUGCUCAGCAUCACCAUCAACCCAGGAGGUGACGCGCCCUUCUCGCCCUGCUUUGCUUCCUCGCCGUGGCCCGGACACCUGGGGACGGUGAGAGUGAGCUGCAGCGGAGCGGGACCUCCUUCAACCGCUUGGGACGCCCAGGUGCUCAGCAUGUUGGAGACCGUGGUGGUCCCCAACGAAGCUCCUCCCGUCCCACCUCCCGCGGCGCUGCCGCCGGGCUACGCCGAUGCCACCGUGGCCACGCGCUCGGCGCCGGCCACGGCGCCUGCCACGGCGCCCGCCACGGCGGCCACGUCGCCCGCGUCGGCGCCGGGAACGGCACCGGCAGUGCCCCGCGAGGCGGGCAGUGACCAGUCGUUGCCGUCGCUGCCGAGCCGCCCGGGCAGCGGCCUGCUGCCGCAGCGCGUGCCGGUGGUGCGGUCCUUGCCGCCGGUGGACGCGGCACGGGGUGGCGUGAACUUUGCGCCGCGACCGUCCUUUCCAGGUCGCUUGGACCACGCGCAGUUUCUUUCGAAGCUCAAGAGGGACAGAGGCUUCUCGACGAUCGAGCUGGAGGUUCCCGAGACUCCGCCCUCCUGCGGAUCCUUCCUGCCCGGCCUCCCCGACACGCCCGUCCGAAAGACAGUCUUUCUGGUGCGGCACGGCGAAGCGCUUCACAACAUUGCGGAGAAGUUGGCUUUGAAGGAGGCUCAGGAAGCCUUGAAAGACGAAGAACCGCCGAACGAGGAGCUGAAACGGGAAGCCUUGGAGAUCGCCCGGCGCUCGGCGCUGACCGACGAGGGUUUGAAGGACGCGCCGUUGUCCACGAAAGGGCACGAACAAGCUGAAAUUACUGCAGCCAACGUGUCCAAGAUCAUCCGGGAAGAGGAGCUCAAGGCGCCCGAGGCCGUCUUCGUUUCACCCCUCCAGCGGGCUCUACAGACCGCUGCACGCAUGUUUCCAGAGCAUCAAGAAGUCCAUGUUUGCGAUCUCUUGCGUGAGAGGUGUACCGGCUUCCCCUGCGACGAGAGGAGCGAAGUCCCGUCCCUGCGGAGCCGGAAGUCCUUCCGCCAUAUGAGCUUCGACCAAGUGAUCCCAGAUGAUGACGAGAUUGUGAAUCUCGAGGACGAGGAGGUCAUGGAUGAGCCGCCGGUCUUCCGCCGCUUUCACACGUGGCCUUUGAUUGAAGAGAAGUUCAUGCUGCGCCAGCGCACCGCGGGUUUGGGGCGGCUUCUACAGACUACGGAGGCCGAAAGCGUGUGCAUCGUGACCCACAAGGGCUUUCUGCGGGAGCUGGAGCGCGGACCGCUGGGCCGAACGGAAGCCAGUGAAUUUGGCAAUUGCGAGGUCCGUGUCUACGAGGUCUGCGUGAGCGACGGUGAGAUCUUGCAGGCCGACUUGAUGCGAGCCUUGGGAGCGGGACAACGUCAGAUCUUUGGUUUGACGACUUCAGUGAAGCAAGACUUCGGUGGUGCUUGGCACAGCUCUGGGGUUCGCCAUGAGGGAUCGCCGGGCCCGGCGGGGAGGACCGCGGCGCGCGAGAUUCGGCGUGCCUACAUCGUGCAGACAGGGCGGGUUUGGUGUAGGGCCUCCGUGUGUGCACCCGAAAAAGGGUUGGUGCGGGACGCACGAGGCGAUCCAGAUGGAACUUGUAAGCAAGUGAUCCCUGCAUACAGGCCCUGCAGGGGAGCCCAACAAGGCGACUGCGGGGAGCUCAACAAGGCGUGCUUAGCGUCGACCGCCCCGGGGGUCGUCCGCUCGCGUGCGCUCGGCCGGGAGGCCGAGCAUGGGUCCAGGGUGGCGCUUGGUCUCGUUGGAAUAGCCAGCCUCCGUGGGCGCAGCCGGGCACGAGGCGGCGCAGCCAGUGCCACGAGCGCCACGCAAGUGGCACCUGCGCCGGAGGUGGUCGAUGUGCAGGAUCAGAAUGUCGUGGCUGAGCCCGUGGCUUGCCCCCUGUGCCACCGGCCCUUUACGAAGAUCACCGGCGGUGGUGCCGUGUGCGAGUCGUGCGCGGUGGGCUUUCCACGCGAGGGAUCGACCUUCUUGGACUUGACGAUUAGUUCGGCCAAGCUCCCUGAGGAGAUUUCCGAGGAAGCGGGGCCCGCCGUAGCGACUUCGACGGACCAGGAGCCUGGCUUGUUGCAGCGGCUGCCGUUCGUGAACGUGACCGACGCCCUUGCCGAGAGGUUUGGGUUGCCCCAGUCGAAGGAGGUCGAGAACUUAGGUCGAGAGCUGUUGAUGGAUGCGCAGAGUAGGCUCGGUGGACCCCUGCAGCCGCCGGGCACGUCCACCUUUCAAUCCCCGUUAGUCUCUUUCGCCUAUGAGCGUGGCUGGCGCCGAAGCUUCGCCAGCUCAGGCUUUCCCGGUCCGGAUGAGGAGUUCCGCCUGGCCCAGAACUUCUUGAAGGAAGGCGCUGGACUCCUCGGGGACACCUUGUUGGAUGCCUCUUGUGGCAGUGGGCUCUUCAGCCGACGCUUCGUGGCAUCCAAGGACUACAAGACAGUGGUGGCCCUGGACUUCAGCGAAGCCAUGCUGAAACAGGUGGAUGACUUUGCCAAGAAGGAGUUUGGCGUGGAUUACGCCGCACCACGGGACCCGAAGCAGACGGCGCUGAAGCUGGUGCGCGGCGACAUCGCGCGCUUGCCCUUCGAGUCCGACUCCCUUGGCGGAGUUCAUGCAGGUGCUGCCAUUCACUGCUGGCCCAAUCCAGAGAACGCGGUGGCCGAGGUGGCCCGCGUGCUGAGGCCCGGCGGCGUUUUCGUGCUGAGCACCUUCAUGCCGCGCGGCCCUCUGCGGGCGAUGGGAACCAACAGCAACCCCUACCGCUUUUGGACUGAAGACGACCUUCGAUCGCUCACCCGUCGUUGCGGCCUCACCGACUUUGAAGCGGUCACCCGGGACCCCGCCUUCAUCAUGGCGCGGGGGCGUCGCACGCUUCACUUGCCAAGUCUUCCACACAGCAGAGACGCAGAGACUUCUUCAGGUCAAGGUGAAGAAACCCAGCGCAUGAGACCGCCAGCCUUGGGCGCAUGAGGGCCCGCGUCCGCUCUGUACAGCUCCAGCGCGGCCCGCUGGUGAGCGAGGAAAGCUGGGCCCAGCAUGGAGCAAGCAUGGGA